AUGGGGAGCCAGCCGCCGUGCCUUUACUUCCUCUUCCAGACAAAGUCAGCACCAUUUAAAGCAGUGGCUCUCAACCUUAGCUGCACACUGGAGUCACCUGAGAAGUUUGAACAACAGCUCAUGGCUGAGUUCCAUCCCUCUGGGUUUCUGAUUUUAUUGGUCCUGGGCGCAGACUGGGUUAAGGCAGCCAUUAUUCCUCAGCAACAGGACUCCUCUGAUCAGGUGGAAAGAAUGUCCAGCUUAGUUCCUGGAAGAAUGCGUCUAUGUCCUUCACAGAGCUCUCCUCGGAGGUUGCCUAAAAGUGUACCUCAGAACGUGACUGUGUUUGGCGAUAAGGCUUUGAAGAGGUUGAUGAAGUUAAACGAGGCCAUUAGGAGAGGAAAGAACCAGCAGGUGGGUGAGAGUUUGGAAGCAGGAGAAAGAACCUGCUCCCAGAAGUUAGAGGGGAUGGUCUUCCUGAAAACCUCCAAGAGACGAGGAGAGGCCAGAGGGCGGGGAUAUGUCUCCAGGGAAGGGAAAGAGGUGGCCAUGCCUGAUGACCUCUCCUUUCCAGGAAUCCGACAUGUGGGAGCAGAGGAGAUGGUUGGACUGAUUCGGGAUUUGCUUUCAGGGUGGGCUCGGCAGGCUAUGGGAAAACCGAGGAGUCCACCUCCUCUCCUCCACGCCGGCCACCCGGCUUAUCCUGCCUGGCGCCAAGCCGCGGGGGCUGCGGUGUUUGCUGCAUUGCAGACCCUAAGCCCCCGCUUCACCAGAGCCGCGGGUUCAUUUGCUCAAUCUGAGCAGCCAUCGCAGAAUUCGACAUUUCUCUCACACCUUUUACCCAGGUUCCAAAGUCCAGAAUCUGCACUGCUUGCUGACGUGGGCGAUGAAGGCAGGGCCCCACCUAAUGGCCCUUUUGCAAACUGCCAAGAAACGGAUCGUGUGGCCAGAGUGCCCCUCAGUGGGAAGCGUCAGAGAUGGGGAAGAUUUCUGCCCUACACCGGCUGUCUGAAUGAACACAACAGUGGGCCAUGGGUUCGUCUUGGCACCAAACGUAAGGCGGUUCAACAUCAGGCCCUUGCCCUAAACAGCUCCCAGUGCCAAGAACUGGCAAAUUAUUACUUUGGUUUCAAUGGAUGGUCAAAAAGGAUCAUCAAGCUUCAGGAUCUUUCUGACCUUGAAGAAAGGGCAAAUGAAGAUACUGUGCCACCACUUCAGAAGCAGAGCCUGAAAUUCUUCUGUGCUUUAGAGGUGGUGUUGCCAUCCUAUGAGUGCCGGAGUCCCGGAGCUGGCAUGGCCGAGGAGACUUUGGAUGACCUGGAGGAAGGGCCAUUAUCAUUUCUUAUGAAAAGGAGGACAACCCAGAAGCUUGCUAUUCAGAAGGCUGUGUCAGAUGCAUUCCAGAAGCUGUUGAUUGUGAUUUUAGCCCAGAUGUUGGCCCCGCCUAAGGAGUUGACCGAGACUUUGGUUCCAUUCCUGGACACGGAUUCGGUUGGAGAACUACCCCCAGGGCCAGGUGAGGAUCUGAAUGACCAGCUAACCCAGCAUCAAAGGCUCCCAGAGGUGGUUCCAAUGCCAGGUUGGGAUCAGAAUCAGACCAUAGCUCCGCCUCCUCAACUCAAAAGUAAGACUAAAACUGUAGGUUUAGAUCAGGCCGAAGAUCACCAAUCAUUUGAAAUGCUUGUUCCAUCUCUGGAUAGUCAGAGUUCAAAGCCAACAAAGUUUAUUGCUUCACCCCUAAACUUGAAGGAAGAUCUAGCUCAGCAUCGAAGGCUUGCCAAAGUUGUUGGAACUCCAAACCAAUUUGCAAAUAAAGAGCACCUACAACAACAGCUGCAGGAUGAUUAUUUAGAUUCCAAUAUGGGUCUCCUAUAUCCUGAGGAGAACCUACCUAUGGGUUUCCCAGGGGGACCAGAUCAACUUCCAAACUUCUCUGAGGAGGCUGAAAUUCCUCCACCCUUGCAGAAGACCCCAAAUCAUCUAGAGUCCCCUGAGGAAGCUGAAUCUUUUUUGCCCCAAGGGGAGGCUCAGGCUCAGCAUCCAGAGCCCCCUGAAGAGACAGAAACAUCUCUACUUGAGCAGAAGGCUCCAUCUCAGCGUCCAGAGUCCCUUAAGGAUGGAAAUUCAGCAAACCCACAAGAGGCCCCAGCUGAGCCUUCAAGUACCCCUGAAGAGGUCGAACCUUCUUCAGUCCAGCAGGAGGCCUCAGCUCACCCUACAGAGGCCCCCGAGGAAGUGGAACCUUCUCCAACCCCCCAGGAGGCCCCUGCUCAGCCUCCAGAGCCAUCUAAGGACAUCAUAUCUCAACUGUUAGCACAUCAUGAAGUAAAUGUGCUAUCUCCAAGUCAGAGUGAAGCUCAGAAGCCAAGCUUCCCCAAUGUCACUGUUAAACCUCUGGAUCUUACCAUAACUCUAACUCAGCCUGCGGAGCACCCUGAGGAGGCUGGACCUACCCCAGUCCAGCAGGAGGCCCCCGCUCAGCCUGCAGAGCGCCUCGAGGAGGUUGAACCUACCCCAGUCCAGCAGGAGGCCCCAACUCUAGUUCCAGAGUUCCCUACAGCUCCUCCAAAGGACCUUGAGAAUCCACUACAGAGACUGAACCUUCUCUAA
Molecule: messenger RNA, 2589 nt
Organism: Neofelis nebulosa (Clouded leopard)
Lineage: Eukaryota; Metazoa; Chordata; Mammalia; Carnivora; Felidae
Exons: 12
Coding region: 1-2589 (862 amino acids)
Cellular component (GO): nucleolus
Source: RefSeq, a predicted model, not a curated record